AACUAAACUUGUGUUGCGCCUGCGAUUGUUGUCGGUCUCAGAUCAUCGCGGUCUUCAUUGUUCAAGUUUCUUUUAUAUGUAAGUCUUCCUCAAUUGUAAUUGUUUCACGGAUCAAUGUUUGUUACGUUGAAAAGUUGUGAGAUUUGGGAAAAUUAGUUCAUGGAAAAGCACAAAAAUGGAAGGGACUGUUUUUGCUCCUGCAUUGGAAGGAAUGAAGUAUGUGAAGUCUGAACAGGGAGAAAUUUUGUCCAAGCCUUUCUUGGAUGUCUGCAAGCAUAUACUUCCUGUUAUAGAGAAAUUUGGAGCUGCUAUGACCCUUGUUAAAUCUGACAUAGGUGGUAAUAUAUCGAGAUUGGAAUCUAAAUAUUCAUCAAAUCCAACCAAAUUCAACUGCCUGUAUAGUUUGGUACAAGUAGAGGUUGAAACUAAAACUGCCAAGUCAUCAUCCAGUUGUACCAAUGGACUUCUUUGGCUUACAAGAGCUAUGGAUUUCUUGGUGGCACUGUUCCGAAACUUAAUUGAGCAUGCAGAUUGGUCAAUGUCACAAGCCUGUACAGAUUCCUAUAACAAGACUCUAAAGAAGUGGCAUGGCUGGCUUGCAAGUUCAAGCUUCACUGUAGCGAUGAAGCUUGCUCCAGAUAGGAAGAAAUUCAUGGAGGUGAUACAAGGGGGUGGUGAUAUUAACGCUGACAUAGAGCAAUUUUGUAUUACCUUUUCUCCUUUCCUUGAAGAGAAUCACAAGUUUCUGGCUCGAUUUGGCUUGGAUGAUAUGAAGGCUUCAUGAAGCAUGGAUUCAUGAUUAGAAGCCUAUUGAUGAAUGGCUCUUGAAUUUUCACUCUCUUAUUUGGUUGAGUCUUAAAGCUCAAUGUUUCUCUAUUAGCAUCCAAACCAAUGGACAUGAUGAUAAAAAUAAAUAAAUGAUUUAUAGUAAUUUACCAUACAAAUGACUUGUAUUCUGUUUGGUGGUGUGGAAUGUUUGGACCAAUGCGAUUUGCCAAGAAACGAACUUAUUGAACUGUAGUUUUGCAUGUGGUUAAAUUGAUUCUUUAUACUAAAAGAACAAACGAUUAUUCAGUU
This is a messenger RNA of Cicer arietinum (chickpea), 1077 nucleotides long. Its product is annotated as glycolipid transfer protein 1-like. The record is from RefSeq and is a predicted model, not a curated record. Gene Ontology annotation, molecular function: ceramide 1-phosphate binding; ceramide 1-phosphate transfer activity. Lineage: Eukaryota; Viridiplantae; Streptophyta; Magnoliopsida; Fabales; Fabaceae. Gene Ontology annotation, biological process: ceramide transport; intermembrane lipid transfer. Gene Ontology annotation, cellular component: cytosol; membrane; cytoplasm.